AUGAUCAAGACUUCAGUUGCCAUCGCUGCCCUCAGCGCUGGAGGAGGCGCUGCUCUUACUGCCGCUCUCUAUUCUCUCCGCCCCAGCAAAGACAAGACCGCAGAGAUGCCACCCACGCUCGCUCCCUCUUCUUCUUCUUCACUAUCCUCUACUGCCAUCGCUUCUUCCUCGACCGCCGUCGCUACAAUCCCAGCCAACCAAAUCUUUGGAUCUGCAGCAGCUCCCUCGCCGCCCCUGGGUUCUGCGCCUGUCAACCCAGGCGGCCUGUUCGAAUAUGGCUUCCCCGGCCCCGUCUCCGACAUCGCCAGCCGCGCCGCCCUCAUCUCGAGCUACGACCGGCGCAUGCGCAACCCUCACUGGGUCGUCGAGCACAUAACCCCCGAGUCCCUGGCCAAGCGGGACGGCGACCGCAAGAACAGCCAGUUCCUCGAGGACACGGGCGUGCCCGCAAAGUUCCGCGCCCUGCUCAAGGACUACUACCGCAGCGGCUACGACAGAGGCCACCAGGUCCCUGCCGCGGACGCAAAGUGGUCGCAGGCUGCCAUGGACGAGACGUUUUACCUGACCAACAUGAGCCCCCAGGUCGGCGAGGGCUUCAACCGCGACUACUGGGCGCACUUUGAGGACUUCUGCCGCCGCCUGACGCAGAGGUACCCCUCCGUGCGCAUCGUCACGGGGCCCCUGUAUCUGCCCAAGAAGGACCCCAUCGACAACAAGUGGUACGUCAAGUACGAGAUGAUCGGCUCUCCGCCCUCCGUCGCCGUGCCCACGCACUUCUACAAGGUCAUCUUCGCCGAGGACGGCCGGGCCGGCGGCAACGUCGCCAUUGGCGCCUUUGUCUUGCCCAACGCCCCCAUCGACAACGCCAAGCCCAUCACCGACUUCGAGGUCCCCGUCGAGGCCGUGGAGCGGGCCAGUGGUCUCGAAUUCGCCAACCAGCUGCCCAUGCAGCGGAGGAGGAGGCUCUGCGCCGACACGACCUGCUCUCUGAUCAUCAAGGACUAUAGCGAGAGGCAAAAGUCCUUUGGCAAGAGCCGGUCGUCUUCUGCGUGA
Molecule: messenger RNA, 1053 nt
Organism: Trichoderma breve
Lineage: Eukaryota; Fungi; Ascomycota; Sordariomycetes; Hypocreales; Hypocreaceae
Product: DNA/RNA non-specific endonuclease domain-containing protein
Exons: 1
Coding region: 1-1053 (350 amino acids)
Biological process (GO): apoptotic DNA fragmentation
Cellular component (GO): nucleus; mitochondrial inner membrane
Molecular function (GO): metal ion binding; nucleic acid binding; single-stranded DNA endonuclease activity
Source: RefSeq, a predicted model, not a curated record